AUGCCUAUGUUUACAGUAAAAAAUGAUUUCGCCGAGAUGAUGCGCGCGCUCGGCUACUCGCGCCUCAUCUCGCUGGAGAACUUCCGCAGCCCCAACUUCCCGCUGGUGGCCGAAGUGCUUAUCUGGCUGGCCAAGCGGUACGAGCCGACGGCCGACCCGCAGACCGAGAUCGAGACGGAGCAGGAACGCGUCAUGUUCGUGCGCAGUAUGGCCCAGUUCAUGGCCACCACCGCUAACAUCAAGCUCAACACCAAGAAGAUCUACCAAGCGGAUGGUCACGCGGUGAAGGAGCUGCUGAAGAUCACCACGCUGCUGUACUCCGCCAUGAAGUCCAACUCGGGCGCUGGCGACUACCGGCCCGACGAGACAGCGCUGCCCGUCACCUUCGACAUCGGCAGCAGGAUCCAGGAGCUGAAGCAGACGCGCACGCUGGCUUCUGACAUCACCACCAAGGGCGCCACGCUGUUUGACUUGCUGCGGCGCGAGGUUGACCUCCGGGAAGUACGUCAGCAGGUGCUCUCCAAAAACAUCGAGCUGAAUGACGUGGAGUCGAGCGUCGCCAAGGCAAGCGUCUUCAUCAAGGACGAGAUCGAUAAAAAUAAAAAGCUCAUCUCCAACGUGGCCACCGAUGAGGCAAACCUGGACGCCAAAAUCGAGAAGAAGAAAACGGACCUGGACCGCAGUCAGAAGCGGCUGGUCACGCUCAAGAAAGUGCGACCGGCGUUCAUGGACGAGUUUGAGCGUCUGGAGGAAGAGCUGAAGGUGCUCUACAAUGACUAUAUUGACAAGUUCCGCUGCUUGGCAUUCCUGGAGGCCGAGAUGGAGGACUACGAGAGAACCGAGGAGGCGCGCAUGAAGGAGAGACAGGCGGCGAUGAAGCAGCAGCUGGAGGACAUCCAGAAGGCGGACAACUCGGAGCUGGACAUCGGGCUGGGCCGCAUCGCCAAGACCUCCGAGGACAUGAUGUUCACCGACAAGGGCGAGGACGGCGAGAAGCCCAAGGGCCGGCCCAACGCGCGCGUUUUCGGCUCUAUGCAGGCCGACUUUGACGAGCUUGGCUCCGACACCAGCCUCGACCUCAACGACGACGACCUCGCGCAGGCCGCCAUCUUCAGCGAUGAGGAGAUGAACUUGGUUCGCGAGAGCAACACUGGUGACGGGGCGCCGCCGCCGCCACCUGACGGCGAGGCGCCACCCGACGGCGGAGCACCUCCAGAUGGCGAGGUGCCUCCAGACGGCGAGGCUCCGCCCGAGGGGGAGGCACCGCCCGAUGUGGAGGCUGCCGACGACGGAAAUGCGCCGCCGCCCGCGGACGUCGGGGCCGAGCCGGCGCCCGAGGGGGAACCGGCACCGGAGGGCGAUGGUGACGUGGAAGCGGCGCCGGCGGCGCCGGAGGACGACGACUUCUAG
Molecule: messenger RNA, 1410 nt
Organism: Pollicipes pollicipes
Lineage: Eukaryota; Metazoa; Arthropoda; Thecostraca; Pollicipedomorpha; Pollicipedidae
Gene: Cluap1
Product: clusterin associated protein 1
Exons: 9
Coding region: 1-1410 (469 amino acids)
Biological process (GO): cilium assembly
Cellular component (GO): cilium; microtubule organizing center; intraciliary transport particle B
Source: RefSeq, a predicted model, not a curated record